Haliotis rubra (blacklip abalone) is the source of this 1904-nucleotide messenger RNA. RefSeq names its product retinal dehydrogenase 2-like. The coding region runs from base 370 to 1761 and encodes 463 amino acids. The transcript has 13 exons. NCBI's taxonomy places the organism in Eukaryota, Metazoa, Mollusca, Gastropoda, Lepetellida, Haliotidae. The record is from RefSeq and is a predicted model, not a curated record. Gene Ontology annotation, molecular function: aldehyde dehydrogenase (NAD+) activity.
AGUGUAGCAGGGUGUGGAGUCAUCACACAGAUGACAUCCUUACCUUGUCAGUGUAGCAGGGUGUGGAGUCAUCCCAGAGCUGGUAUCCUUACAAUGUCAGUGUAUCAGGGCUUUGAGUCAUCCUCACCUUAAGACAACCUCUUUGGUCACAUAAAGAGGCGCCCGACCUCAGGUCAGAAGAUUCGUGCACUUUAAAUCUUAUUCACCAUGUCCAUGAUUCGAAUCUCCCAGCACGGAGCACCGCUAUAAUGAUGCCCGACGGCGGCUUAAACGUACGUUUAUAUCACACAUGGACACAUGACUGUAAAGUCCGGGCCAUGUUGUCUAUGAACAAGGGAAUAUGUAGUUGGGCGGAGAGCUGAACCACACAUGACACGUACCUGGAUAUCUCCGGCCAUGUGGACGAGGUGUGAGACCAAGGAUCAGAAGGCCGAUGUUGACAAAGCUGUUGCUGCAGCUAAAGGGGCGUUAGAGUUCGGGUCCCCAUGGCAGAGCAUGGACGCCAGCAAGAGGGGGCGUCUCCUUGAUAAACUGGCCGAGCUUAUGGAGCGGGAUAAAGCAUAUAUCGCCAGCUUGGAGGUCAUCAACAGCGGCAAGACAUACCGCGAGGCCUUCUUUGUCGACGUCCUGAGCAGUGUCAGGGUACUGCGGUAUUUUGCAGGGUUUGCAGACAAGAUUUCUGGCAAAACGAUCCCGAUAGAUGGGGAAUACUUCUGUUAUACACGACCUGAACCUGUUGGCGUUAUUGGACAGAUCAUACCGUGGAAUUUCCCUAUACCAAUGAUGGUAUACAAGAUAGCCCCCGCGCUGGCGUGUGGAAACACGGUGGUGCUGAAGCCGGCGGAACAGACGCCUUUAUCAGCGCUGUACUUAGCGUCUCUUAUCAAGGAGGCUGGGUUCCCGCCUGGCGUCGUCAACAUCGUCCCUGGGUUCGGUCCCACCGCCGGCGCUGCCAUCGCCUCCCACCCCGACAUCAGCAAAGUGUGCUUCACGGGAUCUGUUGAGGUUGGCCGCCAAGUGAUGACGAUGGGUGCCCAGUCCAACCUGAAGCGUCUGAACCUUGAGCUUGGAGGCAAGAGCCCGAUAGUAGUGUUUGAAGACUCGGAUAUGGACUAUACCAUCGAGAAAUGCCAUCACGCUCUGUUCUUCAACGCCGGCCAGUGUUGUAUGGCAGGGUCAAGGACGUAUGUACAAGAAGACAUAUAUGACGAAUUCGUGCAGCGGAGUGUGAACAGAGCCAACACAAGGAUAGUUGGGGACCCCUUGGACCCGGCCACAGAAUCGGGACCACAGUUAGACGAAGCCCAAUUCAAGAAGAUUUUGGCAAUCAUUGAGUCCGGCGUCACUGAAGGCGCCACGCUUCACUGUGGGGGACAGCGACACGGGGACAGGGGCUACUACAUCAAACCGACCGUCUUCAGUGACGUCACAGAGGACAUGCGCAUUGGCCGAGAUGAGAUAUUUGGACCUGUACAGUGCAUAAUGAAAUUCAAAACUCUGGAUGAAGUCAUUGCGAAAGCCAAUUCUUCUGAUUACGGCAUUGCUGCGGCAAUAUUCACCUCGGACAUCGACAAGAUCAUGCUCUUCAGCAGCAGGGUGAAGGCCGGGACGGUGUGGGUGAACUGCUACAAUUGGCUGACCCCGCAGACGUCGUUUGGAGGUGUGAAACAGUCGGGCAUGGGCAGAGAACUGGGGGAAUGUGCCAUCAGGGAAUACACAGAAGUGAAGACGGUGACGAUGAAGGCUCCGGCGAAAGUUUGAGACGUCAUGGACAAGGUGGACUCAUGGCAGCACCUUCCCUUGUGUGUCUGUUACUUGUAUAUAGCAGUCUAUAGCCAGGUCUUUACAGAAGUCUGACGUCAUCGUGUAUAUUCAUAAUGAAAUUAAAACAUCUACACAAAACA